Messenger RNA from Paramormyrops kingsleyae, 1285 nucleotides. Its product is annotated as bone morphogenetic protein 7-like. Gene Ontology annotation, cellular component: extracellular region. Lineage: Eukaryota; Metazoa; Chordata; Actinopteri; Osteoglossiformes; Mormyridae. The record is from RefSeq and is a predicted model, not a curated record. Gene Ontology annotation, molecular function: growth factor activity; cytokine activity.
CCGCCGCUAGGAUGUUACUGCGGCUCUGCUCCGUCCUGUCACUGUUAAUGAGACCGGCGUUCUGCCCCAGGGUGUCCUUACUGGCGCUCCCCCCGGAGCCAGAACGGGCCAUGGUCUCGCAAGCGUUGAAGAGGUUGCACAAAAUAUUUAAUAUUGGAGACAAGCCGCAGAACUACCUGCCGCACAAAAAGCCGCCUCAGUUUAUGGUGGAUUUAUUCAACGCAGUGGCGGAUCACAAUGGCGUGACAAGGAACCCGAGGAUUUUGGAGGGAAACGUGGUUCGAAGUUUCGAAGACAGAGUUUACUUCGAUCGGAAAUUUCAUUUCUUCAACUUGUCGUCGUUCAGCAAGAGCGAGAGAAUGAUUAAAGCGGAAUUCCGCAUGUUCAGGUGCAAGCGGAAUUUUUUUACUGGAAAGUCAUAUAGUGCACAUUUUUAUAAAGUCGACGUUUAUGAAGUCCCAGAAAACAGGAUGUCACCUUGGCAGGGAGACCUGAUAAGUUCACGGUUUUUGCCUCUAUACAACCAAGGAUGGGAAGUGUUCAACGUUACAAAAACUGUUUCAAAGUGGAUUCACAACAAUGACACAAAUAAAGGAUUUUUAGUGGUUAUAACUUUACCAUCCGGAAAACUUAUCGAAUCCCAAGUGCGCAGUGGCAGCGAGGGCAAAAAAUCUUAUUUGGUCAUUUUCUCGGAUGACGGCAGAAGAGGGUCAAACGUGAAUCAGGCGCCCCCUCACGGGCCUGGAAAGUCACCAGCAGCGGAGGAAUUCAGCGACGAGAAGCCUCCAGAGAACAAGAGGCGGAAGACGCGGGCAGCGCCAUACUACACCAAAUGGCAGUCGAUGACGUGUCAAAGGCAGCCUUUGUACGUGGACUUCGAGAAAAUCGGCUGGUCGGGUUGGAUCAUUUCUCCUCGGGGUUACGACGCAUACCACUGCAAGGGGUCGUGCCCGUUUCCGCUAGGCGAGAGUCUCAGAGCCACGAACCACGCCACUGUGCAGUCCAUCGUGAACGCGCUGAAGCUGUCCCCGGACGUGCACGCACCGUGCUGCGUGCCCGACAAACUCCAUUCGAUCAGCCUGCUGUAUUUCGACGACGAGGAGAAUGUGGUUCUCAAGCAGUACGACGACAUGGUGGUGGUCAGCUGUGGCUGCCACUAACCAGGAGGGCGAGUCUUGCAAUGUGAAUCGCUAUCUAAAGAGCUAUUUUAAACAACCUUUGAGUAGAACCACAUCCUAUAUGAAUAGUCACACACUGUAUAUGUAAAUUGCCCUAUUUUUGUGGA